CGGCCCGGCCGGCUUGUGGCUGCUGGCCAGUGCACUGUGCUCGUGCUCGGCAGGGCUGCUGUGCUCGUUCGAGGAGGCCGAGUGCCCGUGGGAGUGGGACGACGCGCUCCAGGUGGUCACCGGACGGCAGGCCAACGAGACGGUGCGCCUCCAGCUGCCAGGCACCAUGACGGCGGCGCCGCGCGACGCGGACGGCAACGAGGACGGCCACUACCUCCUGCUGACCAGCGGGGCGGGCGAGGCGCACACGCAGCUCAAGUCGCCCUGGUUCCGGGAGGCCGGCGAGAACUGCCACAUCGAGAUGGACGUCAACUUCUUCGACCCCGACCGCGCCCACAUCGUGGUGGUCAUCAACAAGGAGUCGUCGUCCGACAGUCCGGUUUAUGUUGCCAGCGACCCGGUCUCCACGGACAAAAGACCAGACGCCGGAGGGCACGCCGUGCGACUUCGAGUCAGGCCAGUGCGGGUGGGAGAACGGCCAGGCACACCUCGAGUGGAACUACUACUCGGGGCUGCAGGCGGCUGAGAUGACCGCGCCGGCCGCCGACCACACCUACGGCAACGCCAGCGGUCACUACAUGUUCCUGGACGUGAAGGCGGGCAACUUCUCGAGCUACGGUCUGCUCGUGUCGCCCGUGUUCCCGCCGAUGCCCAAGUACAACAGCGACCGCAACUCACCCUACUACGGGAGCUGCAAGUGCCGCUUCUUCAUCCAUAUGUACGGAGCACACGUGGGCGAGGCGUCGCUCCACAUUGUGGACGCCAACGGCAAGUCGUCUGUGUGGCGGGAGUUUGGCCCGCAGGCCAACGCCUGGGAACGUGUCGUGGCCACGCUGCCCAUCCGCUACAACGCCAGCUACCAACUAGAAUUCCACGGCGUAAGGAGCUUCGGAAACCAGGGAACGAUUGGCAUCGACGACAUUUCGCUCAGUCUCGAGUGUUUCGGCCUCGGUGUGCCGGAGGAGUUCCGGCAAGGCUACAACGUCGACCUCAAGCGACCGGAAACUUGGGUUAUUUCGAAGCCGUCCGUCCCAGAGCCGAACGCGAACGUGUUGACCUUUGGCACGUGCCGGACGACGGGUCAUCUGGGGCCGCAGCAGCGCACCUGCGAUCUCGCCUACCGGAACAGCAGUGUCCAGGUGCAGGUGCUCGAUUACCGGCACUACAAGGGAGUGCAGCGGUGGCGCGUGCCAGCAACCGGCGUCUACUCCCUGGUGGCGAGCGGCGCCAGCGGCGGCAAGGGCUUCGAGUCCUUCAGCCAGGUCAGCAAGGCCUCCACGGCCGUCUCCGUGGUGCACCUCAACAAGGGCGAGGAGAUAUUCAUGGUCGUGGGCCAGGAGGGCACCACCGCCUGCCACAAGGACGCCACUGGCACGACGCGAGAGUCCUGCGACUAUGGCGUGCCGCGCACCAUCGCCUCGCUCUCGCGCCUGCACAGGGUCACCGGGCUGUGGCGCUCGCGCCGCCACCGCGCGUCCCGCGAUACGAGCAGUGAGCUUCUCAAGCGUCUCAGGAAGAUCCAGUUCGAGGGUGGCGGCGGUGGCGGCGGCGGCGGCACGUUCGUCUUCCAGGUGAAGGACCAGCUGCAGGUGCCGCUGGUGGUGGCGGCUGGCGGCGGUGGCCUCUCCAACAACAAAAACGACUUAGCGUCGCCGCACGGCCGCGGCGAGAACCACACCGUCGGCCACGGCAACGGGCGCGCCUCAGAGCCUUACGGAGCCGAUCUGGCCUGCUCUAGAUCCGGCUGCGUCAGCGUCGGUCUGGUCUAG
This is a messenger RNA of Pollicipes pollicipes, 1769 nucleotides long. Its product is annotated as ALK tyrosine kinase receptor. Gene Ontology annotation, molecular function: protein binding. Gene Ontology annotation, cellular component: membrane. The record is from RefSeq and is a predicted model, not a curated record. NCBI's taxonomy places the organism in Eukaryota, Metazoa, Arthropoda, Thecostraca, Pollicipedomorpha, Pollicipedidae.